Messenger RNA from Symbiodinium sp. CCMP2592, 840 nucleotides. Lineage: Eukaryota; Dinophyceae; Suessiales; Symbiodiniaceae. The record is from the annotation of a GenBank genome assembly.
AUGCCGACUAACCCGGGAGACGGUGAGUCCAGCGGACUCGCGAGCGUGAGCCAUCUUCCUUGGCAACAGAUUCCUCGUUUUCAGCCGGGGACGACCAACGUAGACGAGUACACUCAACGACUCCGUUUUCUUCGUGAUUUAUGGCCGGAGGACCAAUUGCACCUGUUGGCUCCAAGAGCCGCCUUGCAGGUGGAAGGAGUUGCUUUCCAGAAGAUCGCCAGGUUGGAUCCCGCCAAGCUGCGCAGCAAAGACGGCAUUAAACUGCUGGUUGAGACUUUGGGUGGCAGCUGGGGAAAGACCAAGGACGAGGAAAAGUACUUCUACUUUGAACAGGCCAUUUAUCAAACCAAUCAGAGGGUUGACGAGACAAACGACAGCUACAUUUCUCGGCACGACACCUUCUUCGAGGAGUUGUUGACAAGGAACGUGACGAUCAAUGAAAUCCGAGCUUACAUCCUUCUCCGAAACUCCCAGUUGUCGCCGGAGGACAAGAAGAGGGUCAUUGUGGAAUCCGCGGGCGACCUCAAGUAUGAACAGACGAUCAAAGCCAUCAGGCUCCUCGGCUCAAAGUUCUUUCAAGAGCUUCAAGGGCGGAACGCCUCCACAUCGGGAACGCAGGGUCGUGGAAUGGAACGCACAAAGGUGUACGACAUCCACAUGAACGAGGCGGAUGAGACCGAGGAUGUGCAGAUGGCGGCCUCGAGCGGGUCACCAGAAGAUGAGCCAACCGACCUUUGCUUCUAUCUGGAAAACCAGGACGAAGACGCCAUCUAUGCGAGGCGUACGCCUGACGCCGUGAUUCUGGUGGACGAUGACGCCAUGCCGCGAUUCGGAGCGUAG